This is a messenger RNA of Metopolophium dirhodum (rose-grain aphid), 2288 nucleotides long. RefSeq names its product palmitoleoyl-protein carboxylesterase NOTUM (gene Notum). NCBI's taxonomy places the organism in Eukaryota, Metazoa, Arthropoda, Insecta, Hemiptera, Aphididae. The transcript is spliced from 12 exons. The record is from RefSeq and is a predicted model, not a curated record. Bases 433 to 2070 code for a protein of 545 amino acids. Gene Ontology annotation, molecular function: hydrolase activity.
ACCAGUUCGAACCAGACGUCCGCGUGUUCCAGUGGUCCGCUGGCGUUCACGACCCAUUCGUCAUAUUACAUUAUUGUUAAUACAUAAUAUCAUAUUUGAAUUUACCGAUCGCGACUUUUCUCACUUUGUCUUGAUCGCUACGACUGCACGCGUAUUUAAUAAUAAUAAUAAUAUUAUUAUUAUUAUUAUUAUUAUCAUCACUUGCAUUAUUAUUAUUAUUUUCACAUUCGACGAUUUGCGACGCGUACACAGUUGUUGUGUCAACUUUGAUUCAAUAUAAUUCUGUACGAUAACAUUAGUGAGUCGUUUACGGUUUUUUUAUUAUUUUUUCAUCCCGAAGAUAUUCCGAUUUUCAACUACGCCUGACCGUUGCGACACGCCACGAGCACGUGCCUGUUUUCCGGAUGCUUAAAUGAGAACCAUCGCUUUCACAUGGAUAUCACACAAAUAUUACUCUUUGCAUCAGGCGUUCUCCUAACCUGCGAACCGACCGGCGCCCAAAAUGACUUGUCGCUGACGUACCGAGUGUCCGCCGAGCGAAUUGUACAGGACACCAGUAACUAUGUGGAAACCCGGAGUGCAGAACAAAAGUUUUUGAAAAAGUACAUGCUAUCGCCGGACGUGACAUGCAACGACGGAUCUCCGGCAGGGUUUUACGUGCGCCAUUCGAACUCCAGUAAGACAUGGAUAGUGUUUCUCGAAGAGGGCUGGUGUUGUUACGACAAAGCAAGUUGUGACGAACGUUGGUCGCGAGCCGAAUACCUCAUGUCGUCGAAAGAAUGGCCCGAAACCCGAACAGGCGGAGGAAUAUUGUCCAACAAUGCGGCUGAAAAUCCUUACUGGUGGCAGGCUAAUCACGUUUUCGUGCCGUAUUGUACUAGUGAUAUAUGGACGGGUCGGAGAGCAGAACCACAACACGGGUCUAAAUUCACUUUUAUGGGCUCCAUAGUGAUUAAGCAAGUCAUCAGAGAGUUAUUAACUAUAGGUUUGGCCAAUGCCAACGCUCUCAUACUUUCUGGAAGCAGCGCUGGGGGUGUUGGAGUCAUGUUGAACCUGGAUCCCAUUCAAAAGAUGUUGAGACAGUACAGCGGUAUGUCGGUGCACGGUAUCACGGACUCCGGUUGGUUCAUGGACCAACAGCCGUACGAUAUCGAGGACGAAGGGGGUUCGUCGGCGUCGCCGGUCGAAGCCGUGAAAAAAGGCAUCCCUUAUUGGCACAGUCAGAUACCGUCCAGGUGUCGGAACCUCUACAUCAACGAGCCUUCCAAGUGUUUUAUCGGUUACAAGAUUUAUCCUACACUGUCGGUCCCGUUGUUCGUGUUUCAAUGGUUGUACGACGAGUUCCAGCUGAAAAAUGACGUCGGCACGCCCGUAACCAAACAGCAAUGGGACUACAUACACAAGAUGGGCGAAAGGCUGCGAAAAUCGUUACUAAACGUCACGUCGGUGUUCGCCCCGUCUUGCGUUUCCCAUACGGUGCUCACGAAGAAGGACUGGAAGAACAUCAAGAUCGACUCGGUGUCCCUGCCUACGGCGUUGCACUGCUGGCAGACCGAGACGAGGUUCGCGAAGAUGAACGGAAACGGAAACGGAAACAACAACAAUUACAACAACAACAACAGCAACAAGUCUAGCCAGUCUAGACCUGGCCGGGCGAACGGCAACGGCAACGGCAACCGCGGUGCGGGAGGAGGCCAUAACAACAAGAGAUUGACGAAGGUCGACAGGCGGACGGCGACCGAUAACGCGACCAAGAGGAAACAGAAUAAGAUGCAUCGCAACGAUCAUCGAUCUGGAGCAUUGAUUCAUAAGAAACGCAGACGUCACCACAAAAAUCACGGGGGCUGCAGACACCAGCAUAUUCAGAGCUGCACUUGGCCGCAGUGCAACAACUCGUGUCCAAAGCUUCAAAAUCCGGCAACGGGCGAAGAAGUGGACUUCAUCGAGUUGCUGCAGUCGUUUGGUGUGAGUAUACCAAGCCUGUCGACCGAGCUGGGAAUCGAUAUGGAAUCGCUGGUACACAUGGACCAGGAAGAGCUGCUGAACCUGCUCACCCAACAGUCCAAUUAAACCAGUACUGAUACGAUUGUCAUCAUAGUUUGGGGGGGAGGGGGGGGGGUCGGUAGUAGGUCUAGGGAUGGGGUGUGCAUUAUGAUGUGGGAUAAGGGAUGGGUCGACGCGGGAUUUCAAAAUAUAGUAAUAUUUAUUGGGGUGUUUUGUGUCUGGGCUUUACUGGAACGCGUCAAAGUUUACCAAAAAAAAAAAAAAAAAUAAUAAAAAACAGAAAA